Messenger RNA from Tilletiaria anomala UBC 951, 1377 nucleotides. RefSeq lists its product as uncharacterized. The annotation marks the transcript as partial. The transcript is spliced from 5 exons. NCBI's taxonomy places the organism in Eukaryota, Fungi, Basidiomycota, Exobasidiomycetes, Georgefischeriales, Tilletiariaceae. The record is from RefSeq and is a predicted model, not a curated record.
CCGGGCAAGCCGACGCUCGUUCUCUUCGUACUCACGUUCCGGCCGCUUGGCAGCCGCGCUGAGCCGCCCUUCUUCCCGCACGCCAGCUGCCUCUGGGGGCGCACGCAAGCCGACAGCCUCCGCCACAGCGCGCGGCAGAGCAGCCACCAUUCUUUCCAACAGCAGCACAGGCCAGUGCAUUUUCAGCUCUCGUCCUCGCAGCAGAACCUUCGCCAGCGCCAGCAGCAGCAGCAGCAGCAGCCGAGGCUUUCAUUGGCCGUCCCCGCCAGCCUGGACGCUGACGACGGCAGCGAUGACGCCCGGGAGGAGGAGGCACGCAACGGCCUGGGCGGCAGGGCAUCACGCAAGGACAGAGCGCAUGAGGCUGUGGAGAUAGUCGAGUUGUACGAGAAAGGGGAAAGCGCCGACGCGUGGAAUGGCCUCACGCUCGACGAGAUCUCCGCGCUGGCCAACACGCAGUCCCAGCCGCAACAGCAGACUCGGCAUAUUCAGCAACAGCGCCCCGUCGCCACGCCCCACGCAGCAGAAGAGCCGACCACUGCGCCGACGACGCCUAUGCCUAUGCUUGCGCCUCUACCAGUGCUGGUGUGGGAGCCUCCGCGACCGGAGAAAGAGAAAGCGGGAAGCUCGUCCCCCGCGGCGGAUGUGAGCGAGCGAGCUGCUGGGCCUCCGCAAGAUGCGCCCGGGCCCGCUCAGGCCCGCGCUGCCGCCGCCGGGUCAGAGCAGCAGCCGCCGACGAACAAAAAGCGCAAAUCGGCAAAAGCAGAAGCAGAGCAAUAUCCCGCAGCGGCGGAGGGACGCGAGCGUGCUAGUCCUGGCGCCGACCCAAGAGACUCGAUCGUCAAUGCCGUACUCCUGUUCUCCGAUACCCUCACGCGCAAUGUACUGCGGGCUUCUAUAGACGAAGAGUGGCGCUGCCCAGUCGCCGGCUGCGCGUUCUGCUCGCUCCGACUGGCAGAGCUCAUUGCGCACGCACACGCAUGUCGGCCUGCUGCGCACGUACCCACGGCAGCGGCAGAGUUCGCACCUCUCAUAUUUCCGCACGCGGGUACAUCAAUGGCCGCGCUCGGUGCACCGGCAGCGGGCGGGCGGCACUCAACCGUAGCCGACGUGACCAGCGCGUCGGCUGGCAGGCUGCAUGCGAUGGCCGCCGCGGAACCAGAUGCGGUCAUGGACGCGGAGGCAGAUGCAGGCGCAGUAGCGACCGCUGCGUUCGCGUGCGAGCUCGCAGCGGGUCGCGAGAAAGCGCGGCGGCGGAUCGCGAAGCUUGCAAUGAUGCCGCGUCCUCAAGCAACAGGCGACGAGGCGGGUGGCAAGAAGGGCAAACCGGCAUCGAGUGGUCUCUUCGAAAUAUGGUGGCCCCCGUUUAUAGUGUAA